UCUAUUCUAUCCAUAACUGGUAAGUAACAUCACACACAGAGAGAAAAUGCAUUAAAUAAAUAAAAAAAUAAAUUAAAAUCAACACAAAACAGAUCCGAAACCUCUUUCUUCUCAUCAUCUCACUCUUCCAAACCCAACAAUCCCAAUAAGCUAAAGUUACCAAAUUUUCACUUAAUUUCUACUCAUGUCUCGAUUCUUCUCUACAUGGAAGAAGAAGAAGCUGCACCUCAAUCAAAUACUACCAACUCUUUCUUCUUCUUCUGUUACUUCACAUACCCACUUUAGUCUUUCACCCCGUUAUCAUAUUCAUAGCCACGCCAGCUUCAACCACAGGUUCAGCUUCUGCCUAAUCUCCACCCACUUGAAGAACCACCUCCAUGCCACCGUCCAGCAACGCCACAAGUGGGACCACCCGAAUUACGGGACCCGCAAUAUCCGGGUCGACCCGAAAUGCUGCCCAUGUUGCAAAACUGCUUAUGAGGGUGUGAAUGUUUGCCCAAAUUGCAAAACUUCUAUCACCCCUUUUAAUAGUAGUAGCAUUGCGCCUCUCCAAGGUGGUACCUUUUUGAAGAUUGGGAAUGAUGUUGUUCAUCAUGAAUCUCCAAGGAGGAUCGAUGGUCAUGGUGGUGGUGGUGGUGGUGGUGGCAAUUAUGGUGUUAAAGUGUCACUAUGGAACACUCUGAGACCAUAUAAUGGUGGUGGUGGUGGUGGCAAUAAUAAUGGUGAGCCACCAGAGGAUUGGCCUCCUGCAUCUGUUCAUACACCUCCAGGUCCACCAUUUGCACCUGGGGUUAAUGUUAUUCGGGCUUCUGGACCCUCCUUGGAAGAGAAUACUACUUCCUGGGGAGGUUCCAAUUUGGGUAGGGAUUUGCCAACUCCAAAGGAGAUUUGCAAGGGUCUUGACAAGUUUGUUAUUGGCCAAGAUAGGGCCAAAAAGGUGCUUUCCGUUGCUGUUUAUAACCACUAUAAAAGAAUAUACCAUGCUUCUUUACAGAAAGGGUCAGGGGAAGAUACAGGAAUUUCAGAAGGAGUAGAUGAUGAUGAUCAUGUGGAGCUAGAAAAGAGUAAUGUUCUCUUGAUGGGUCCAACAGGUUCAGGGAAGACAUUGCUUGCAAAAACACUAGCUCGAUUUGUGAAUGUUCCGUUUGUCAUUGCUGAUGCAACAACCCUAACACAGGCUGGUUAUGUUGGAGAAGAUGUUGAAUCAAUAUUGUAUAAACUACUUGCGGCAGCAGAGUUCAACGUUCAAGCUGCUCAACAAGGGAUUGUUUAUAUUGAUGAAGUGGACAAGAUUACUAAGAAGGCUGAGAGCUUAAAUAUUAGCCGGGAUGUUUCUGGCGAGGGUGUUCAGCAGGCAUUAUUAAAAAUGCUGGAAGGAACUGUAGUAAAUGUUCCUGAGAAAGGAGCAAGGAAGCACCCGCGGGGUGAUAACAUACAGAUUGACACAAAGAAUAUUCUUUUUAUAUGUGGUGGAGCGUUUGUUGAUCUUGAAAAAACCAUUUCAGAGAGACGGCAAGAUUCUUCUAUUGGUUUUGGAGCACCAGUCCGUGCCAAUAUGAGAACUGGUGGAGUAACAAAUGCUGGAGUCACAUCAUCUUUACUUGAGUCGGUGGAAAGUGCUGAUCUUAUUGCAUAUGGUCUCAUACCAGAGUUUAUAGGACGAUUUCCAAUUUUAAUUAGCUUGUCAGCUCUAACUGAAGACCAACUUAUGCAGGUCCUCACAGAACCAAAAAAUGCUCUUGCUAAGCAGUACAAAAAAUUAUUUAGCAUGAAUGAUGUGAAGCUACACUUCACAGAGAAAGCUCUGAGACUGAUUUCAAAGAAAGCAAUGGCCAAAAAUACUGGUGCUAGGGGUUUAAGAGCCUUACUGGAAUGCGUUUUAACUGAAGCCAUGUUUGAGAUUCCAGAUGUUAAGGCAGGAAAUGAACUGAUUGAUGCAGUUGUUGUCGAUGAGGAGUCCGUAGGAUCAUUAAAUGCCCUAGGGUGUGGAGGAAAAAUUCUUCAUGGAGAUGGCGCUUUGGAGCGGUACCUAGCUAAGAUGGAGGAUUCAGUGAUUAACGGUGACGUAGCUGAAUCAGACUUACAAGAGGGGGAACCAGAGAUUUCAUCAAGAGCCAUGAGCAUGUAAUAUUAUAUUUACUGUACUCAAGGUGUAUAACUUAUCAUUGUCAUUGUUAUUUGUAAAAAUCACAUUCAUAAUUUGCUGUAAUUAUCCCUUGUAUAACAGCAUAGCUUCUCAUUUAAGUUCAUCGGGUAGGAAGGAAGUAGAAAAAUGAAAGAUGUAGCGUUGCUAAUUUAGGCAGCACAUCAUACAAAUUUUCAAUUGGUUUUGAGGAAGGUCGAACUUUAGACAAUUUUCUUUUGUUUCGCUGCCACACUGAGAAUAAGGGAAUCA
Messenger RNA from Gastrolobium bilobum, 2395 nucleotides. RefSeq names its product CLP protease regulatory subunit CLPX3, mitochondrial-like. Gene Ontology annotation, biological process: protein catabolic process; protein folding; proteolysis. Bases 185 to 2128 code for a protein of 647 amino acids. The record is from RefSeq and is a predicted model, not a curated record. Gene Ontology annotation, cellular component: mitochondrial matrix. The transcript has 15 exons. Gene Ontology annotation, molecular function: ATP-dependent protein folding chaperone; ATP binding; ATP hydrolysis activity. NCBI's taxonomy places the organism in Eukaryota, Viridiplantae, Streptophyta, Magnoliopsida, Fabales, Fabaceae.